Molecule: messenger RNA, 870 nt
Organism: Lathyrus sativus (Indian pea)
Lineage: Eukaryota; Viridiplantae; Streptophyta; Magnoliopsida; Fabales; Fabaceae
Source: the annotation of a GenBank genome assembly
AUGGCAGAAUCUUCAUCAACCAAAAGCAGUCUGUUUUUUAUUUUUAUUAUUUUUGAAAUUUUUGUAUUCGGCCUUGCGACAACCGAAAGCAAUCUUAGAUUAGCCGGCAAAGUAGUCAUCAUUACCGGAGGUGCCAGCGGUAUCGGCAAAGAGACGGCUCAUCUUUUUGCCAAACAAGGUGCACGUAUGGUGGUGAUUGCUGAUAUUCAAGACAAAUUGGGAAUUCAAGUGGCUGAAUCCAUUGGUACUGAUAAGUGCAGAUUUAUUCAUUGUGAUAUUAGAAUUGAAGAUGAUGUCAAAAAUCUUGUUCAAUUAACUGUCGAUACUUAUGGACAAGUAGAUAUUAUGCACUGCAAUGCUGGGAUUAUAAGUCCAAGUGAUCAAACCUUGUUGGAGCUUAACGUUUCUCAAGCUAAUGGUGUGUUUGCAACUAAUGCUAUAGGAACCGCAUUGUGUGUAAAAUACGCCGCACGGGCGAUGGUGGCGGCUAAGGUGAGGGGUAGCAUUGUGUGCACGGCGAGCAUAGCUGGUAGCUACGGUGUUACGACGGGGACAGAUUACUCAAUGUCAAAGCAUGCAGUAAUAGGGUUAAUGCGCUCAGCGAGUGUGCAACUUGCAAAAUAUGGUAUAAGAGUGAACUCUGUGUCGCCAAAUGGAUUAGCAACACCAUUGACUGAGAAAUUGCUACACGCGGAUGCCAAGACAGUGGAAGCGAUUUUUUCAAAAUACUCGAUGUUGAAGGGAGUCGUUCUAAGGACUAAAAACGUGGCAGAUGCAGUGUUGUUUUUGGCAUCUAAUGAGUCUGCUUUUGUCACUGGUUUUGAUCUUCGUCUGGAUGGAAACUAUAUUACUAGCCCCGAUGUAAUUUGA